Alligator sinensis (Chinese alligator) is the source of this 2884-nucleotide messenger RNA. It is a transcript of the gene TUBB, whose product is annotated as tubulin beta class I. The record is from RefSeq and is a predicted model, not a curated record. The coding region runs from base 133 to 1467 and encodes 444 amino acids. Gene Ontology annotation, biological process: microtubule cytoskeleton organization; mitotic cell cycle. Lineage: Eukaryota; Metazoa; Chordata; Crocodylia; Alligatoridae. The transcript is spliced from 4 exons. Gene Ontology annotation, molecular function: GTPase activity; GTP binding; structural constituent of cytoskeleton. Gene Ontology annotation, cellular component: microtubule; cytoplasm.
CCCCCGCCUUUUACCAGCCCUUUAGAACGUUGGACGUCGCCGCGUUCGGAAGAAGGAAACUUGGGCUCCGCAGCGUUCUACCCUUAAAGGGGCGCGUCGCACCGUCAAAAAGGGGCAAAAAGGUCCUGCAAGAUGAGGGAAAUCGUGCACAUCCAAGCCGGCCAAUGCGGUAACCAGAUCGGCGCCAAGUUCUGGGAGGUGAUCAGUGACGAGCACGGCAUUGACCCCACUGGCACGUACCACGGCGACAGCGACCUCCAGCUGGACCGCAUCAGUGUUUACUACAAUGAGGCCACAGGUGGUAAAUAUGUACCCCGUGCCAUCUUGGUCGACCUGGAACCCGGCACCAUGGACUCAGUCCGGUCUGGUCCUUUCGGCCAGAUCUUCCGACCAGACAACUUUGUCUUUGGUCAGAGUGGAGCCGGGAACAACUGGGCCAAGGGGCACUACACAGAAGGGGCUGAGCUGGUAGACUCAGUCCUGGAUGUGGUAAGGAAAGAGGCAGAGAGCUGUGACUGCCUCCAGGGUUUCCAGCUCACCCACUCACUGGGCGGAGGCACAGGCUCUGGCAUGGGUACCUUGCUCAUCAGCAAGAUCCGGGAGGAAUAUCCAGACCGUAUCAUGAAUACCUUCAGUGUAGUGCCCUCACCUAAGGUCUCGGACACAGUGGUAGAGCCCUACAAUGCCACCUUGUCAGUCCACCAGCUGGUGGAGAACACUGAUGAGACCUACUGCAUCGACAAUGAGGCUCUCUACGACAUCUGCUUCCGCACCCUCAAACUGACCACACCUACCUACGGUGACCUCAACCACCUUGUCUCAGCCACCAUGAGUGGAGUCACCACCUGCCUCCGUUUCCCAGGCCAACUCAAUGCUGACCUCCGCAAGUUGGCUGUCAACAUGGUCCCUUUCCCUCGUCUCCACUUCUUCAUGCCUGGCUUUGCCCCCCUCACCAGCCGUGGGAGCCAGCAGUACCGGGCCCUCACAGUCCCCGAGCUGACCCAGCAGGUGUUUGAUGCCAAGAACAUGAUGGCUGCCUGUGACCCCCGCCACGGACGCUACCUCACGGUGGCUGCUGUCUUCCGGGGCCGCAUGUCCAUGAAGGAGGUGGACGAACAGAUGCUGAAUGUCCAGAACAAGAACUCGAGCUACUUCGUGGAGUGGAUCCCCAACAAUGUCAAGACAGCUGUGUGUGACAUCCCACCCCGGGGCCUCAAGAUGGCUGUCACCUUCAUUGGCAACAGCACAGCCAUCCAGGAGCUCUUCAAGCGCAUCUCGGAGCAGUUCACGGCCAUGUUCCGCCGCAAGGCUUUCCUCCAUUGGUACACAGGCGAGGGCAUGGAUGAGAUGGAGUUCACAGAAGCUGAAAGCAACAUGAAUGACCUGGUGUCUGAGUACCAGCAAUACCAGGAUGCCACGGCCGAGGAAGAGGAGGACUUCGGUGAGGAGGCUGAGGAGGAAGCUUGAGGCUCCACCCAUUGCUGCCGCCAGGAACAUGCCCCUCUGCAGAUGUCAAUUAAAGUGGAAAAGAAAUUGCAUUGCAUUAUGGUUCUUUUUUUCUUUUCCCCAUAUUUCUCUCUCUCUCUCUGUCUGUCUCUCUCUCUCUCUCUCUCUCUCUCUCCCUUUCUUGUUCCCCCUAAUGGCUUCCUUCCAUCUGGCUUCUUCCAGGGCUGAGGGAACCGAUACCAAGGCCACCAUCUUUAAAGCAGGAGGGACCUGGGCAUUGGUUAUCCUAAUUGCUUCCUUCUUUCCAUCCUACUUCCACUAGGGCUGAGUGAACUGAUGCCAUGGCCACCAUCUUUGUAAUGCUUGUAGACCUGAGCAUUGGGGAAAGAGAUGCUAUUUUCUUUCUUCUCUCUCUCUCUCUCAAUUUUCUCAGACUUGCUCUUAUGUAAUUUUUUUUCUUUUAAUGUUUCCUUCUGGCAAAAACCAAGCCCCUCACUGUUUUAAUUCCCAUUGCCUGCUGUCACUGCAUCUGAAGGCAUCUCUUUUCUUGCCCUUCAAGGAGUCUUGGAAAUUCUCUCUCCAAGCACGAGUUGAAAUCGUGGUUCUUCUCAACUACAAAUUCCUUUGUUCAUAGGUGAAAGCUGAGAUGGUUCUCCAUAGCUGCCUGGGGUGGGUGUGGCGGGUUCAGGCACUGAAAUUAAAAAAGGUUGAGUUGGUUAAAGACUGGAAAGAGUAGAGUUGUGUGUAUGUUGGCUGGAGAAGCAAUCUUCUUUUCUUUGGUCCUGGAGAAAUGGAGAGUUGAGUCCAGGUUAUUUUCUUUAAUCUGAGGAAGUUCCCAAAUGUCCCAAUUUUGGUUCCCCAUUUGGGGAAGUCUUUUCCAAGGCCAGAGGGGUUCUGGCCAGAGGGGGUAGGGAGGCUUUUCAAGGAAGGGCCCCAAGCUGGAGAGACAAAAGAGGGUCUUCUGGGUGUGAGGAAAGUAGGCUGGGAGAAGGGCAUGUGGAUGGGUGGAUCCCAUUUUCUUCCCUCAUGGACUCUCCCCUGACUUAAUACAUGCCUCAUCCAGACUUGAAUGAGCCAUGGUGAAUGGGUUGAAACAGUAUUGGUAGGACUACAGAAAGAAUCCCUUGUUGGCCUGACCUAGGGAAUGAACUCUUUCCUCACCCAAGAUGGAGAUGCUGACAAAGCUGUCGGAGAUCUAUUUUCCGUUUUUGUCCAUAAAAAGCCCAAUUCCUUGGUUCCCAUGUAGCUGGCGUGGCUUCUGCUCAGCUAGUUAGCUUCCUUGGGGAGUCUGUAUCUAUUUAUUUUGUGGGGUCCAGCACCUUGCUCUACCAUGCAGGUGCCACCCCUUGCAUUUUGAGUUGGCUUUUAGUCCCCCAAACCUUGCCCUACAGUGAGGAAUGUACCCAGGGCAGAAAGCUGUCUCUGUCUUCCACCUCCC